CGAAGGAUAUAGAUCAAGAGUUCGUUGAGAAGUUGAAAGAGCUCGCAGGACGAGUGUGUCGAGAGAGGUUCCGGGAGUGUUUUUGGAGCACCGGGUCGAAGGCAGUUUUAUUUUUGGAGCAAGUAUCCGUGCCGGUAGUUUGGCUUCUACCUGGUAGAUAACGCUAGCAGCUGUCUGGCGGAAAUCGAUUGCUAUACAGAGUAUUUUUAAAAAGCAGAACCCCCACUCGGUCAAGCAACUUUUCUCGAAAAGUGCAACCGGGGAUCCGUUGAACUUUAUCGAACGACACAUCGACGUCGAGGCCGAGGUGAUUCCGCGGGCUUCGGGACCAAGCGGAGAAAAGUUGUGGCCGAUCGCGCGAAACGAGGUGUAUAGAUUGCGAGUCCUUGAAAAUAAAGUAGCUGCGAUGACAGCGGCACGUGUCAUGGCGAAUAGCGUUGUCAUAAACGAAAGUCGCGUAGCUUGAACCGUUCCCGGGGCAAUCGAGACCGUUGAUCAAUUACAAUAGCCGAAAUGAGGGAGGAGACGGUGUUGAGCUUGAAGUGGCACAGUUUCCCGUCCCAUUUAGCGGUUUCCCUAGACACAUGCUACGAGAAGCAACAGUUUGUAGACCUUUCUCUGGUGUGCAAAGACGGGACGAUCCUGAAGUGUCACAAAAUGGUGUUAGCUAACUCGAGCUCGUUCUUCCGGCGUCUGCUAGUCGCGAACGAUCAUCCCCAUCCGAUGAUCAUCCUACACGACAUCGAGGCCGACGACCUCAAGACUAUCGUUAACUUCAUGUACUGCGGUGAGAUACAAGUGGUGCAGAGUGAGGUUAGACGAUUGUUGAAGCUCGCUGAGAUUCUGGAGGUGACUGGGCUCAGGCACAUCCAGACCAAGGUCUUAGGAGGAGAGACCAACAACACCUCGCACGACACCACCAGGAAAACGACCACGGUUUCUCGGUUAAAGAUCGAGGAGCCGAAAGGAUUGACCACCAAAACUCUACCAGAACAUGAACCAAAUAAUACUAGACCUCAGGUUAAACAAAAUUGUCCGAUCACCAGGACUGUUUCAUCUGGCCACCCUCAUAAGGCUGGAGCUAAACCUGUUCAAGAGAUCAUCAAGAAGAAUGAAGAGACUACGGUGAAUGUAUUGAGUCAACGAUUGGAGACGGGUAAAUCUGGUAUCAGUAUUGUAGAUGCGAACGAUAUGCCGAGCACCAGCAGAGGACUUCACAAUCCUCCACCUCAGAAGAGAAAGGAACCUUCUGAGCCUGUUAUCAGUUGGCCUAGAAUACUGUCUGCUAUAUCCAAGGACAAGCCCUUGCCAUUGAAAAAGUUGUGUAUUAUGGACGAAGUUGAGAUCACUGCUGGGAAACCUCCUACGGUUCCUCAAGAUACCAAGAGAAUCGAGCCAUUGGAUAGGAGAAAACAGGGGACUAAUUCUGAGGCUAUUCAGACCAUGAAAUGUGCAGUGUACAUAAAAGAUGAAGUAGAUAUAUCUCCUGAACUGGACGAAGACGAAGACAUGGAUCCCCUGGAAGUUGAAGAGCUCGAAAACGAAGGUCCAGAGGACAUUGUAGGGCCCUCCCAAAGGUUUUCUUACACAAACAUCGAUCAAACAUAUAACACAGGCCCCCUCCCAGAAUUUCCACCGAGAAAGGGGUCCAAUGGUUAACAAAUACAGCAACACGUUACCAAA
This is a messenger RNA of Nomia melanderi (Alkali bee), 1683 nucleotides long. RefSeq lists its product as uncharacterized. Gene Ontology annotation, cellular component: nucleus. NCBI's taxonomy places the organism in Eukaryota, Metazoa, Arthropoda, Insecta, Hymenoptera, Halictidae. Gene Ontology annotation, molecular function: protein binding. Gene Ontology annotation, biological process: regulation of transcription by RNA polymerase II. The record is from RefSeq and is a predicted model, not a curated record.